This is a messenger RNA of Phacochoerus africanus (Common warthog), 4457 nucleotides long. It is a transcript of the gene CPEB3, whose product is annotated as cytoplasmic polyadenylation element binding protein 3. Gene Ontology annotation, biological process: negative regulation of cytoplasmic translation. The record is from RefSeq and is a predicted model, not a curated record. Gene Ontology annotation, molecular function: translation factor activity, RNA binding; mRNA regulatory element binding translation repressor activity; ribosome binding. Gene Ontology annotation, cellular component: cytoplasm; synapse; nucleus. NCBI's taxonomy places the organism in Eukaryota, Metazoa, Chordata, Mammalia, Artiodactyla, Suidae.
CCCCCCAGCCCGACCUGUUCUUCUAAAUGGGAGAUUAUGGAUUUGCAUUGCAAUUGGCUAGUAGCGGUGGCACUGGAUUUUCGCAAGUAAAACACCCGCCUGCUUCAGCUAGGGGCAUUAACGAACACAUUGACAAUAACGCGUCUCUCUUUUUUCCCGUUUCAGCUGCGCAAACCAUGCAGGAUGAUUUACUGAUGGACAAAAGCAAAACCCAGCCCCAGCCCCAGCCGCAGCGGCAGCAGCAGCAGCAGCCCCAGCCCGAGCCCAGCACAGCCGAAGCCCCGUCCACGCCCCUGUCUUCAGAGACCCCCAAGCCGGACGACAGCAGCGCAGUGCCGGCCCUCAGCCCCGCCGCGGCCCCGCCGGCCCCCAACGGCCCCGACAAGAUGCAGAUGGAAUCGCCGCUCCUGCCGGGCUUGGGUUUCCACCAGCCCCCUCAGCAGCCGCCGCCACCGCAGGAGCCCGCGGCACCGGGAGCGUCGCUGUCACCGUCCUUCGGCAGCACCUGGUCAACGGGCACCACGAAUGCGGUAGAGGACAGCUUCUUCCAGGGGAUCACCCCAGUCAACGGGACCAUGCUCUUCCAGAACUUCCCGCACCAUGUCAACCCAGUCUUCGGAGGCACGUUCUCCCCGCAGAUCGGCCUGGCGCAGACCCAGCACCACCAGCAGCCGCCGCCGCCUGCGCCGCAGCCCGCGCAGCCCGCGCAGCCCCCACAGGCCCAGCCCCCGCAGCAGCGCCGGUCGCCGGCCAGCCCUAGCCAGGCGCCCUACGCGCAGAGGGGCGCUGCCGCGGCGUAUGGUCACCAGCCCAUCAUGACUAGCAAGCCGUCCUCGUCCUCCGCUGCAGCGGCCGCCGCGGCCGCCGCCGCCGCUUCGUCCGCGUCGUCCAGCUGGAACACGCACCAGAGCGUGAACGCCGCCUGGAGUGCGCCGUCCAACCCAUGGGGCGGCCUGCAGGCGGGCCGGGACCCUCGCCGGGCGGUCGGCGUGGGCGUGGGCGUGGGUGUGGGGGUGCCUUCACCGCUCAACCCCAUCUCUCCGCUCAAAAAGCCCUUCUCCAGCAAUGUGAUCGCGCCGCCCAAGUUCCCCCGCGCGGCCCCGCUCACCUCCAAGUCCUGGAUGGAGGAUAACGCUUUCCGGACUGAUAAUGGUAACAAUCUGUUGCCAUUUCAGGACCGGAGUAGGCCCUAUGACACUUUUAACUUGCACUCGUUGGAGAACUCCUUAAUGGAUAUGAUAAGGACUGAUCAUGAGCCUCUGAAAGGACGCAUGGGAAUAAAUUUCCACCAUCCAGGAACAGAUAAUAUUAUGGCACUUAACAGUCGAUCUUCUCUCUUUCCCUUUGAAGAUGCCUUCCUGGAUGACAGUCACGGCGAUCAGUCCUUGUCGUCAGGCUUAAGUUCUCCCACCCGCUGUCAAAAUGGGGAGCGAGUAGAGCGCUACUCCAGAAAGGUGUUUGUUGGAGGCCUUCCUCCUGAUAUCGAUGAAGAUGAGAUCACUGCCAGCUUUCGCAGGUUUGGACCGCUCGUCGUAGAUUGGCCUCACAAAGCUGAAAGCAAGUCGUAUUUUCCUCCUAAAGGCUAUGCCUUUCUGCUGUUCCAGGAGGAGAGCUCAGUACAAGCUUUGAUAGAUGCCUGCCUGGAAGAAGACGGAAAACUGUACCUGUGCGUGUCAAGCCCCACCAUCAAGGAUAAACCGGUGCAAAUUCGACCAUGGAACCUAAGUGACAGUGACUUUGUAAUGGAUGGUUCUCAGCCUUUGGACCCCAGAAAAACUAUCUUUGUUGGGGGAGUUCCACGACCCCUUCGAGCUGUUGAACUGGCAAUGAUCAUGGACCGUUUGUAUGGUGGUGUCUGCUAUGCUGGCAUUGAUACGGACCCAGAGCUGAAGUACCCCAAAGGUGCUGGCCGCGUGGCGUUCUCCAAUCAGCAGAGUUACAUUGCAGCCAUCAGCGCUCGCUUUGUGCAGCUCCAACACAAUGACAUUGACAAACGGGUGGAAGUGAAGCCAUAUGUGCUGGAUGAUCAGAUGUGUGAUGAGUGCCAGGGCACACGCUGUGGUGGGAAGUUUGCCCCGUUCUUCUGUGCCAACGUCACCUGUCUGCAGUAUUACUGCGAAUAUUGCUGGGCGAGCAUACAUUCCCGCGCCGGGCGGGAGUUCCACAAACCGCUGGUCAAGGAGGGAGGCGACCGCCCUCGUCACGUCCCGUUCCGCUGGAGCUGAGCCCAGAGCAGACCCAGCCACAAGUACUGGAGUAGAUAACAAGGAGGGAAAAGAGAGGGCACUGCCUCAGGGCUUACAGUGUUCUGGAAAUCUGUGCAUUCGUUCUCGAUUUUUAAAGAAGAAAUGGGUCUUUUUAUUAUUAUUAUUAUUUACAGUCAUAUUACUGAACUCAGUGUCCAGUAUAAUGCAGAAUUGCAGAGUGUAUAACGGUACUGAUUUGCACUUUGAUUCACACCUUUGUCUGCUUGGUACCUUAAUUUCUUACACCUGAUUUGUCACUCGUAGACUGCCAUUCUCAUCAGCGGCCAUCAGGUUGAUGUCUGUGAUUUUUUUUGUUUGUUGUUGUUGUGUUGUUGUUGUUCUGAUUGUUUUUGAACUGGAGCAUGCACUUAUUUUCAGAAACUUAGAGAAUUGCCCCUAGGAGAAGACUUACCAAAGGUAAUACUUGUGAGUAGGUGGCAGAUGUAGCAAAAACUUCGCAACAAUUCAGCAAUCAAUAGUUGGGGUCAUUUAGAGUAAGGAUAACCCUUAAUGAAAAUAAGCCUUUAGUUGCUCUCUAUUUUGACAUGUAAGGAUACCUCAUAAGCUGAAUCUUUAUUUUUCCUUCAUGUUUGAUUUUUGUUUUGCUGACAAUUUUGGUUAGAUCUUUUAGUGUUAUGUAAAUUUAUGCUGCAAUAGCUUUUGCUGCUAUUAAGAUGGUAUUAUUAAUACCAUAAUACUCUAUUCAGGCUAAGGUAUCAAUUACAAAAAACCCAACAACACACUUUUGUGAUUUAGGGAUAGAAUCAGCUGCCGAAAGAAGAUCAGAAUAGACUUGAGAAAGCUUCAACGGAAGGUCACUAUUUCUGACUGCAUGUUUACUUAAUCAGGUUGCUGCAUGCAAUAAAUUUUAUAUCCAAUGUCUAGUAUAAAACCUUCCCACACUGCACAAAUUAAGAAUCUAUAUAAGCUAUAAAAUACUGAUUUUUUUAAAAAGAUUUUUUUCAUUCAAAGAAUUGGUAAUUGACUGGAGGAAGGCAUGCCUCAAUAAAUGGAAUGCUUCUGAAAUUAAGAAGAGCCCAUAACAGAAUGACCUAUAUUACAACCAAUAUAAAACCUAGGUGUAGGAUAUUCUUAAAGCAAAUUUGUGGAUGGUAGAUGAAGUACUUUGCGGUGCUCUGUUAUAUAUUGUGCAAUUUAUUUUAUAUAGUAAAGUGAUUAUGUCUAACUGUGAUCAAACUUAACUGUUUAAAGCCUCUGUGUCAGACAUUAACGAACUUGACAGUUCAUAACUGGUAUAUUAUUAACUAACACAUGAGCUCUUAGUUACAAUCUCCUAGUGCUUGCACCAUUUUACAUAGCUUCAGACCUUGUCCAGAAAACCAAAGAGCUCAUCUUAGCUUACAAACACUAGGAAUAUAUACAGUAUAUAGAGAUAAGUUGUCAGUUGACAAACUAGGCACAUUUUAAGAAAGUUGUGUGAUUGUGAUGCUAAAGAAAUGUCUGUACAAAAUAAGAUGGCCUGGGCAGGGUUGGUUGUCUGGGUGAGAAAUUAACUACUUAAUUCCCUGGAUUUAUCCUGUAAAGCUUGAAUAGAAUUAAGACCUGCUAGUACUACCAUGGACAUUUUUUUAGCAUUCACUCUUGGGCUGCAGAUAGUAAUAUAUAAACACACACAAUGAUUAUGAGACUAUGUAAAUCUUUUUUUAAAUCUUCUUCCUAUGUUUUGGAAUUCUGGGGACAAUCUGACUGGAUAUGACACUGCAGAAUAGACUUAAGUCGCUGUGUUUUAUGUGCUGUGAUGUCCUUGUACUGUCUUAAGUUAAUAUCGCUUGAUUUUGUUUUGGUUCUCCAGUGUUUAGUUGCAAUUACCAGCUCUCAACCUCUAGUUUGUUUUCAAAAAGGAAAAAAACAAAAUAGUUUUUUACUGGAUUAAAAAUGCUUAUUAGAAUCCUCCCCCUUUGAGGUUAUCUCUGGGCUUUUUAGUAAUAAUUGCUUUUUUCCAGCCCAGCUGUGGUUUUCUGUUUUUUUUUUUUUUCUAUGUUUGUGGUUUUUUUCAUCUGUACAAGAAAUUUUGUUAUGCACUACUACUUUUUGUAUUCUAGACAGUUUUCAAAAGUUGGCUGAAGAUUUUUUUGUUUGUUUGUUUUUAAGGAAAAAGGCAUGCUUUCUGACUGACAUGAUCUUUUGCAAUACCUCAAUUUUGAAAUAUAGGAAAGAAAAUGAUAUUUUCUAAGUAAGUUUAUUCAGAAA